This is a messenger RNA of Neurospora tetrasperma FGSC 2508, 1890 nucleotides long. RefSeq lists its product as uncharacterized. The coding region runs from base 1 to 1890 and encodes 629 amino acids. Lineage: Eukaryota; Fungi; Ascomycota; Sordariomycetes; Sordariales; Sordariaceae. The record is from RefSeq and is a predicted model, not a curated record. The transcript has 6 exons.
AUGGCCAGGCCGCUUGAAAGUAUCAAGAACAGGAAAGAACCAUUUGGUGAGACUGGUCAUAGUUACAUCGCUUUUCCAGCUCUUCCGUUUACCAACUACAGUCAUCCAUCGGAUCAUGACCAUCAUCGACAUGAACGAAGAAGCGAUGAAUACCAUCACACGUCUGCCAGAUUGCGUACCAGAGAAGCUCGGCACAAUCACCAAGGCGCGUUCGAUGUGCCCGCUAGCCAACCUGAGAAGGCGGAUUAUGUCCACACAUGGCUGCAGCGAUCACAAGCGAAUCGUGCCUGUUCCCCAGAGCCGGUUCCGGGGGACAGACCUCGAAAGGUGUCGCCGCGCGCGCACAUGGUCAAGCAGGCUAGUCAAAAGAAGAAGAGAGCACGGUCAGAGUCGCCCGAGCCAGUACACCCAAGAGAGACCCAUAGCCCAAAUGCUCUUCGGUUUGAAAAGAAAUCCCGACACAACACGAGGCUUGACAAAUACGAAUACAAGCCAGAGGUAGAUCGUAACAAGAGACGGAACCAGACCAAAGAACAUCGCCGGGAGGACAGUCACGGGUCUUUGGAGGAUGUUCAAAGACAUACCCGAAGUAAAUAUCAACAUGCGCAACGAAUGAACGAGCAUGACCAACGAACCGACCACGGUACUGCCCGUCGCCAGAGCCCCGAAGCCAGGGAGGUCGAAACUAUAUCAAGACGCCCUGAUCAUAGAUCAAGAGCGGUGGAGUCAGGACGAAGAAGCCGAAGACAGCAGGCGGAAGCUAAGGAAAUGAAGGAGCUGUCUGCGUUCUUUACGGGGAGAGCUGACGGUGAAAAAGCGGAAGCUGAGAAAAUACGCUACCGACCUCAUCGAGAACAACGCUACGACACUGCUACUGCUAGACAUCCGGCUUCAGAUAUCUGCCAGCGACGAACACAUGAUUCACCCAGCCCUUCGCUUCUUCCCAGUAGAAGCACUGGCUCUACCAGACAGCCUUCGCCUGCUUCUCUCCGGCCAGACCCCCAUGUCUCCUCGUGUGGUGAUGAUUCAGUUCUUGUUCUCCCAAAUCGUCCGAGUAGCAGAUCAACUACAUAUUUCACAUGGUCAACAAGUGACAGGGAUCCGAAUGCUAGGGCGCCAGUGUCCAACGAUUCCAUUUCAGAGAAACCACGGAAGAGCAUUCAGAGAUCUGCUCGGAAGCUUGUCCUGCAGGAGCGGGAAAUAAAGGGCCCACAUGUGGUUUCUGAGGAUUUCAAGAUCAGACCAGCUUCAAGAGCAAAGCGUCAUCCACGGAAAUCGAUAGUGUACCAGGAUGCUCAAGUCCAGACAUCUUUUGAUGCAGAUCCGAAUCAAAAUCGCCAAUACGCAAAAAAUCCUAUCCCCCAGUAUCGAGAUUCCGCAAUCAUGACAGCAGACGACAACAGUAACCUCAAACAACGUGUCUCCAUGCUGCCUGCAGAACCAUUGCCAACUAUGGACAAGAGAACUGUAGAUGAGCAGCCCUCAUCUAAUAUAACAGUAACAACGCUACUAGAUGUACCACCGCAGCCACAGUUCCAACCUCAACCACAAGCCUGGGUUACCUCUAAUGCCGGGGAUAGACUCCUUUCUCAGCCGUUUGUGGCAGCGCGUAACUUGUUUGCCCAAGGAGGCUGGCAAACAUAUCAGGAGCCUUCUUCUAAGCAAGCAUCCGGUCGCUAUACGAAACUCGUUCCGCCUGAAAGAGUUCGGGCUUUGAUCAAAUUUCAAGGCCUAUUUCAUGCCCUCCAGCUCAGCUUUUGUAUGCUCAUACGCAGGGUCCGCCUCGUGAAAGUAUGGAAGAUUACAUCCACAGGAUCGAGCAAGAAGCUCUGCAAAGUUCCACCAACAACGAAGAAAUGGAUGGAUUACAGCCCCAUGGUCCAGACCUGA